Momordica charantia (bitter melon) is the source of this 713-nucleotide messenger RNA. Its product is annotated as large ribosomal subunit protein uL24z. Gene Ontology annotation, molecular function: structural constituent of ribosome; RNA binding. NCBI's taxonomy places the organism in Eukaryota, Viridiplantae, Streptophyta, Magnoliopsida, Cucurbitales, Cucurbitaceae. The record is from RefSeq and is a predicted model, not a curated record. Gene Ontology annotation, cellular component: large ribosomal subunit; ribosome. Gene Ontology annotation, biological process: translation.
UCCGGGCCUUUCAGCAUUGUUCCACAGAUUCAGAGAGAGAGCGGCAAAACCCUAAUCGAAUCGCAAUGAAGUACAACCCUAGAGUCUCCAGCUCCCGCCGCAAGAACCGCAAGGCCCACUUCACGGCGCCGUCGAGCGUCCGCCGGAUUCUGAUGAGCGCCCCCCUCUCCGGCGACCUGCGCUCCAAGUACAAUGUCCGCUCGAUGCCGGUUCGCAAGGACGACGAGGUUCAGGUCUUGAGAGGGACCUACAAAGGCCGUGAAGGCAAGGUCGUGCAGGUCUACCGUCGGAAGUGGGUCAUCCACAUCGAGCGGAUCACCAGGGAGAAGGUGAACGGCUCCACCGUCAACGUCGGAAUCAAUCCCUCCAAGGUUAUGAUCACGAAGCUCAAGCUCGACAAGGACCGCAAGUCGCUGCUCGAUCGUAAGGCCAAGGGUCGCGCUUCUGCCGAUAAGGAUAAGGGCACUAAAUUCACCGCGGAGGAUAUCAUGCAAAGCGUCGACUAAUUUUGAUCUGGUGAAAAUUUUUGCAAGUUAUCUCCUUAGUUCUAUCCCUUUCUCUGUUUUGAUAACUUAAUGCUUUUUUGUUUUCUAUUCCUCCGAAUAGACGAUGACAAUGUUUUAUUGUUUUAAUGCUUUGAGUUCUUCAGUUGCUCUCGGUACCUGGAUUUUUGGUUGUUUUUCAAUGCAAUAUCAUAAGAUUCCUUUUGUUAA